AUGGACGGAAUCAAGAAGACGUUUGCGCAAUGCAAGAAGGAGGGCAGGUCGGCCCUCGUUACGUAUGUGACGGCGGGCUUCCCCACGGUGGAAGAGACGCCCGACAUCAUGAUGGCCAUGGAGGCCGGCGGCGCAGACAUUAUUGAGCUCGGCAUGCCCUUCACCGACCCCAUUGCAGACGGCCCCGCCAUCCAGACGGCCAACACUCAAGCCCUCAAGAAUGGCGUCACGACUGGUCAUGUGCUCCAAAUGAUCCGCGAUGCGAGGAAGCGCGGCCUCAAGGCGCCCAUCCUGCUCAUGGGAUACUACAACCCGCUGCUCAGUUAUGGCGAGGAGAAGAUGCUGCAGGAUGCAAAGGAGGCUGGCGCAAAUGGCUUCAUCAUGGUCGAUCUGCCACCCGAGGAGGCCCUGCGCUUCAGGAACUUUUGCCGCAGCUACGGUCUAUCCUACGUCCCCUUGAUCGCACCGGCCACGUCGGAGCACCGCAUGCGCGUCCUCUGCAAGAUUGCCGAUUCCUUCAUCUAUGUCGUCUCCCGCAUGGGCGUCACUGGCGCUACGGGAACAAUGAACGCCGCCCUUCCCCAGCUUCUCGAGCGGGUGCACAAGUACUCUGGAAAUGUGCCUGCCGCUGUUGGCUUUGGUGUCAGCACGCGCGACCACUUCCUGAGCGUGGGCAAGAUUGCCGAGGGUGUUGUCAUUGGCAGUCAGAUUAUCAACACGCUGCUCAAGGCUGCGCCGGGCGAGGGCGCACAGGCGGUGCAAGAGUACUGCGACGGCAUUUGCGGCAAGAGCAGCCGCGCCAGCACGCGCGAGGUGGGCAUUGUCGAGACUUUGAACGAGGCCAAGGAGCCGACGGGAGUGCACGUGGACAAGGUGAUUACGGAUGCUGACACGCCAGACGGACCCGGCCUCGCUGACCAGCUGGAGAUGCUCAACACUGAUGAGGCCAACGGCGAGAGCAUCUUCAACGAAAAGCAUAAGUUCCCGCCUCGUUUCGGCGAGUUUGGAGGGCAAUAUGUGCCCGAGUCGCUCAUGGACUGUCUUUCGGAGCUUGAGCAGGGGUUCAAUUCAGCCAUCGAGGACCCCAAGUUCUGGGAAGAGUACCGCUCUUACUACGAGUGGAUGGGUAGACCGGGGCAUCUGCACCUUGCUGAGCGCCUCACGGAGCACGCUGGCGGAGCCAACAUCUGGCUGAAGCGAGAGGAUCUGAAUCACACGGGAAGUCACAAGAUCAACAACGCGCUCGGCCAGAUACUGAUUGCCAGGCGACUGGGAAAGACUGAGAUUAUCGCCGAGACGGGAGCCGGGCAGCACGGGGUGGCGACGGCGACGGUGUGCGCCAAGUUCAACAUGAAGUGCACCGUGUACAUGGGGGCCGAGGACGUGAGGCGCCAGGCUCUGAAUGUGUUCCGCAUCAAGCUGCUUGGUGCGCAGGUGGUGGCGGUGGAGACGGGCUCCAAGACGCUGCGCGAUGCGGUCAACGAGGCGAUGCGGGCGUGGGUUGUGCACCUGGACACGACUCACUACAUCCUCGGAUCUGCUGUCGGGCCGCAUCCUUUCCCGACGAUUGUGCGAACGUUCCAGUCGAUUAUCGGAAACGAAACCAAGCAGCAGAUGCAGGAGAAGCGCGGCAAGCUGCCCGACGCGGUGGUUGCGUGCGUGGGGGGCGGCAGCAACGCGGUUGGCAUGUUCUACCCCUUUUCCAAGGACAUGUCUGUCAAGCUGCUGGGCGUGGAGGCUGGCGGCGACGGUAUCGACACGGACCGACACAGCGCGACGCUCUCGGCGGGCACCAAGGGCGUUCUUCACGGGGUGCGCACGUACGUGCUCCAGAACCAGCACGGGCAGAUCAACGACACGCACUCGGUGUCUGCUGGGCUCGACUACCCCGGCGUGGGGCCUGAGCUGUCGAGCUGGAAGGACAGCGAGCGGGCAAAGUUCAUUGCCUGCACGGAUGCCGAGGCGUUUAUUGGGUUCCGGCUCAUGUCCCAGCUGGAGGGUAUCAUCCCCGCACUCGAAACGUCGCACGCCGUGUAUGCUGCGAUUGAGCUGGCCAAGACCAUGGACAAGGACCAAGAUGUAGUCAUUUGUGUGUCGGGACGCGGCGACAAGGAUGUGCAGAGCGUUGCGGAGGAGCUGCCGAAGCUGGGCCCCAAGAUCAACUGGGACCUGCGGUGUAAGUGUGGCUUGCCCCAAAGGGUACUGACGUGUGCUAACGCUGGUGCACUCGAGCGGCUUCGCGAGGCCGACGAAAUGAAAUUUUCCCACAGCCUGCAGUUCAAUGCGGUGCCCGACUGGAGCAACCACUACAUAGCCUACAGCAACCUCAAGAAGCACAUCUACAGCCUCGAGACCCAGGUCCACCAGAAGCAUGCUCGUGGAGACGCCGAGUCGUCGCCGCUGCUCAACGACGCCGCCCACGACCCGGACAAGGUCUUUACCAACGCCCUCGACACGGAGCUCGAGCGCGUCACGUCCUUUUACCGCCUCAAGGAAAAUGAAAUCUACGAAGAGAUGGACGCCCUGCUCAAGGACGCCGACAUGUUUGAAGACCACCAGGCCGAGUACAACGAGGAAAACGAGAAUGCGCCCGCCGGCAAGAAGAUGCGCAGCGGCAGUAUAUUCAAGGCCAUCGGCUUCCACCGCCCACGUGCCAUGAGCGGCGCAAGCGGCGUCUCCACCGACCACGGGCCCGACGCCGAGCGAGACGACGACGACUCGGACGACGAAAUCGACGAGACCUCGCGCCUGCGCAAGCGGAGCCCAGAUGGCCAGCGCCGCCGCCGCCGGACAAACGAGGAGGACAUGGCCGCCUCGCACGCCUCGUCAAGGCGCUUGACGAGUGUAGCCUUUGAAGACUACCACGACAUGGCUUUUUCCGCCCUCUACGACGAGGGCGUUUCGCUGAAGAAGCGCAUCGUCAGCAUAUACGUGCUGCUGUGCGAGCUGCGGUCCUUCAUCCAGCUCAACAAGACGGGAUUCGAAAAAGUGUUGAAAAAGUACGACAAGAUCAUGGACCGCAAGCUCAAAAAGACGUACCUGACAAAAUACGUGUACCCUGCCUAUCCAUUCCAGCAGAGCACCAUGGACGAGCUGACGCGCAACCUCCAACGCAUCGAAGCCGCAUAUGCGCAGAUUGGCACAAAGGGCAACAUUGCCGAGGCGAAGCGCGAGCUGAGAUUACAUCUCCGCGAGCAUGUCGUCUGGGAGCGGAACACGGUGUGGAGGGAAAUGAUUGGCAUUGAGCGCAAGGCCCAGGCUGCCAACAUUGGCAUCACGCAGACAUUGCUCGGCCGCGAAACUGCCGGCCAAGUGCGUCGACAGGGCGACGAUGCCGAAUCAGACAUGAAGGAGGUGGCGACGCCCAUUGGAAGAUAUAGGUGCCCCCAGUGGCUCGUUAGCAGAACUUUUUGGAUGCUACUCACCUGCAUUGCCGUCUUCGUCGUGCUGCUAGUCGUGCCCAUAAUGGAGAAGCCCGAGCAGCAAAACUGCUUGGCCAUGGUCGUCUUUGUCAGUUUGCUCUGGGCGACUGAGGCCAUUCCGCUUUUCGUCACGUCACUCCUGGUCCCGUUCCUGGCCGUCACGCUCAACGUCGUCCGAAGCGAUGUCGAGCCGCACCGCCGACUCGACUCCAAACAGGCUGCUUCCUAUGUCUUCUCUGCCAUGUGGACCCCGGUCAUUAUGCUGUUGCUGGGUGGUUUCACCAUUGCUGCAGCGCUUUCCAAGUACAACAUUGCAAAGAUGAUGGCCACUCUUGUGCUUAGUAAGGCAGGCACGAAGCCGAGGACCGUCCUGCUCGUCAACAUGUUUGUCGCAAUGUUUGCGAGUAUGUGGAUCAGCAACGUUGCCGCGCCUGUGCUGUGCUUCUCUAUCAUCCAGCCCAUUCUACGUAAUCUUCCUGCCGACUCGGACAUGACCAAGGCGCUGCUCAUGGGAAUCGCACUCUCCUCUAACAUUGGCGGAGCCGCUUCUCCCAUCGCGUCCCCACAGAACCUGAUUGCUCUUCAGAACAUGCAACCCGAGCCCUCGUGGGGUGUCUGGUUCUUUGUGGCCCUUCCCGUGUGCAUCAUCUCCAUUUUGCUCAUCUGGGUGCUUCUUCUCGUCACCUUCCAACCCGGCCGGGGCACCAGCAUCGUGCCCAUCCGCCCGCUCAAGGACAAGUUCACCGGAGUGCAGUACUUCAUCAGCAUUGUCACUGUCGUCACCAUUGUUCUAUGGUGUAUCAGUCACCAGCUUGAAUUUGCAUUUGGCGAUAUGGGUGUCGUAGCCAUUAUCCCCAUUGUGCUUUUCUUUGGUACCGGUAUCCUUACCAAGGAAGACUUUAACAAUUUCCUCUGGACUAUCAUCAUCCUUGCUGCCGGUGGUCUCUCUCUCGGCAAGUCUGUCAACUCGUCUGGUCUUUUGCACACAAUUGCUGAGUCGAUUACCGCUGGCGUUGAGGGCAUGAGUCUGUACGGUGUGUUGGUUGUUUUCUGCGCCUUGAUCCUUGUUGUAGCAACGUUUAUCAGCCACACUGUUGCCGCUCUCAUUGUCCUGCCGCUGGUCCAGCAGGUCGGACAACAGAUGGCCGAGCCACAUCCAAAUUUGCUUGUCAUGGGCGCUGUGCUGAUGGCUAGCGGAGCUAUGGGUCUGCCCACGAGUGGUUUCCCUAAUAUGACUGCCAUUAUGAUGGAAGACCAGCGAACAGGACAGCGCUAUCUCGCCGUCAAACACUUUUUGACCCGCGGCGUCCCUGCCUCUCUCAUUACUUUUGUUGUCAUUAUCACGGUGGGCUAUGGGCUGAUGCUUGCCGUUGGGUUUUAG
Messenger RNA from Exserohilum turcica Et28A, 4803 nucleotides. RefSeq lists its product as uncharacterized. Gene Ontology annotation, molecular function: transmembrane transporter activity; tryptophan synthase activity. The transcript is spliced from 10 exons. The record is from RefSeq and is a predicted model, not a curated record. Gene Ontology annotation, cellular component: membrane; cytoplasm. NCBI's taxonomy places the organism in Eukaryota, Fungi, Ascomycota, Dothideomycetes, Pleosporales, Pleosporaceae. The coding region runs from base 1 to 4803 and encodes 1600 amino acids. Gene Ontology annotation, biological process: L-tryptophan biosynthetic process; transmembrane transport.